AUGCCUACAACUCUUAUAACCGGAUCUUCUGGCUUUGUUGGAUCAACAGUGUUGGCCCAGUUGCUCCAACAUGGACACCGUGUUAUUGCAACUGUUCGCUCCCAACGUUCAGCCGAUGGGAUGUUGUCCGCUCAUCCCGAAUGGAAGGAUGUCUUAAUAUUUUCCGUCGUGCCUGACUUCACAAAACCUGGGGCUUUCGACACCGUUUUCAAGGAGUACCCUGAAAUUGACUAUGUGAUUCAUGUGGCGGCACCUUUACUCGAUGAUCCUGCAAACACCGACUUUGUCGAACAUUUUGAAAAGCCAUCUGUUCUUGGAAAUUCGGGUCUGCUAACUUCGGCACAUACGCUCGGAAAGAAUGUCAAAGCUAUUGCCAUAACAGGCAGUCUCAAUGCCAUUACAACAGGCGCGGCAGAAGACGUCAGCAGCCGUGUUCUUGGAAAUGAUCAAUGGCUACCCCUGGAUAGGGAGGAUGCAAUCAAGCUUCAAAACAGCUUUAUUUCUUACUGUGUCGGGAAAAAAGUUGCUGAGAAGACAGUGUGGAAAUUCGUCGAAGAAAAAAAGCCAUCCUUUACUGUAACGAACUUUAUGCCGCCUCUCAUCUUCGGACCAAUGGUUCAAAAGGUUUCCAGUCUCGACAGGCUCAAUUUCAGCACCAACCAAAUCUACUCCAUCAUGAACAGCGCAAAGGACAAUGGCAAAGUCCCUGCAACAGUCUUCCCAGGAUCUAUUGAUGUCCGCGACCUUGCUGAAAUGCACAUUGCGGCACUCACAAACCCAGCUGCUGCCAAUAAGCGCUUUGUUGUUGGACAACCAAUGUCUUUCGACGAGAUAGCUGACCACCUUCGCAAGAUUCCUGAAUUGAAGGAGCGCGUGGGAGAAAACAGUGGGAUUGUUGGCCCAGUGCCACGAUUUGGCGUUGAUGAAGCCAUUGAAGUAUUCGGAGACUUGGGUCGGGGGCGGCCCAAGGGGGAAACAUUCACAGAUACAGCUAAGCAACUUCUUGAGCUUGAACGGGCUAUGAAAAAGUGA
Penicillium bovifimosum is the source of this 1032-nucleotide messenger RNA. RefSeq lists its product as uncharacterized. The record is from RefSeq and is a predicted model, not a curated record. The transcript has 3 exons. The coding region runs from base 1 to 1032 and encodes 343 amino acids. Gene Ontology annotation, molecular function: oxidoreductase activity, acting on the CH-OH group of donors, NAD or NADP as acceptor. NCBI's taxonomy places the organism in Eukaryota, Fungi, Ascomycota, Eurotiomycetes, Eurotiales, Aspergillaceae.